Messenger RNA from Ceraceosorus bombacis, 1452 nucleotides. Lineage: Eukaryota; Fungi; Basidiomycota; Exobasidiomycetes; Ceraceosorales; Ceraceosoraceae. The record is from the annotation of a GenBank genome assembly.
AUGUUGGCCAAGUCGAAAGACGAAUCUUGCUUUGUAAAGGGCAACGAGCGCGGUCUAGAAGAGGGUGAGGAUGCUAUGCUUUUCUCGCUCCCCUUCCCUUUCCCUUUCAUCCACACUCUUUCAUCCUCAUCAACACACUUUCGCUGGUCGACAUUGCACAACAUCUCUUCUCUUUAUUUUGGCGCCUUUUUGAACGCGUGCUGCUCUUUCUUCUUGCCAAUGCGAGCGAGAAGGAGGAGAUUGUGCGCACGCAACACGUUCGCUUUCUAUACUUUACCGACGACCAUCUUGAUAGCCCUUUUAGCGCUCUGCAUGGUCGCAAGCGAAGCUCGAGCAGCUCAAAAAGUUCUCUCCCUCGGUCCUCUCCCCUUAGUCUCUGGCGCCAACAUUGCCAAGUUCACAUUUCCUCGACCUGGCGGCGCAGGAAGCUUCGAGAUCGAUACGUACAUCUCCAAAGGCGAUGAUGCGCCAGGCGAGCAGACCAAACAGGUCGUCGUCGUUGCGCAUGGUCAUCGUGAGUAUCCGCUGCGCUUUCAAGGCGAUGUGGCGCAAAAAGAAAAACCCGCUGACGGAUGUUUGCGCCGCUCGUUCCGCAGAGCGUGAUGCCAACAACGCUUUCAAAGCUGUGCAGAGCGCGUUGAAAACAUCCGGCAAGAAGAACAUCGCCAUUGUGGCUCCAAAGAUUGUGAGUUCCUCGUGGAAUACUGCUGUUGCUGAUGGCAUGGGCUUGUGCUCAGCUGACUCGCAAACGAUUGCUCCUUGUCCAGUUCAACGGUGCUGACGGCGAGACGUCUGCGGAUGGUGAUCUUUGCAUCUGGAAAGGCGACGGUUGGGGAAGUGGAGAACGCAUCUUGUUCCCUUCUGGCAGUGCCAUUGGGACGUUUGAUAUCAUCGAUGCCAUCGCACACCACUUUACCGACAAGAACCUCUAUCCCGCUUUGCAGUCCAUCACCUUUGCAGGUCACUCGAUGGGCUCGCAGCUCAUGCUCCGCCAUGCCAUCCUCGGCAAGCAAGUCUCCGGUCUAAAGACAUCCUGGGUGGUGGCCAACCCGUCCAGCUACUUGUACUUUGACAACGAUCGGCCCGUCAAGGAUACGGACGGAGGAGCGUUCAAAGGUCAAAACGAAUACAAGUACGGAUUCGACGGCAUCAGCCAGAAGCUCGGCUUUUAUGCCGACGCUUCAAAGAGUCCCGAGGAGCUGUUUGAGCGAUUUGCAGCAAGGACGGUGCGUUUCCUGAACGGAGCGCUGGACAACAAGGGGGUGAGCGAGAGCAAGAGCAUCGAUAAGAGACCUGCAGCUGUCGCGCAAGGCGAUAAUCGGCAAGAAAGGGCGCAGAAUUUUCACAAGCAUGUCAAUAGGAAGAAUGGCGGGCAAGAUCCUGCUGCUUUUAGCUGGCAGCUCGUGCCGAACGCUAGUCACAGCGCCGACGAGAUGUUCGACUCGGAGAUCG